Molecule: messenger RNA, 699 nt
Organism: Scaptodrosophila lebanonensis
Lineage: Eukaryota; Metazoa; Arthropoda; Insecta; Diptera; Drosophilidae
Product: extensin
Exons: 1
Coding region: 7-603 (198 amino acids)
Source: RefSeq, a predicted model, not a curated record
AUCUACAUGAUGCAAAAGCAACUUGUGCUACUUUUCCUGACACUGAGCAGCUUGGCUGUCGUUUUGGCGCGGCCGGAGCCGCCCAAGCCACGUUAUGGGGCUCCACCAGCGCUUCAGAAAGAGUACGGACCACCACCUGCACCACCACAGCCGCUACCUAUUUAUGGUCCACCAGCGCCAUUUUACGGACCACCAGCGGCUCCAACCGCUGAAGCUAUUGUGACAAAAAAUGUCUAUGUGCAUGUGCCGCCAGAAGAGCCAGAGCUGUACCCGGCUGCAUCGCCCAUACAAACAGCCGUGCCCAAGAAGCACUACAAAAUCAUAUUCAUCAAGGCACCGAACCCACCUACGCCGGUGCGUCAAGUGCUUCCCCCACCCGUGCAGGACGAGCACAAGACUUUGGUCUACGUGCUGGUGAAGAAGCCGGAGGAGCAGCAACCAAUCAUUUUGCCAUCGCCAGCGCCUACGGAGCCUAGCAAGCCGGAGGUCUACUUCAUCAAGUACAAGCAGCAACAGAAACCAGCGACCCAAUACGGGCCGCCCCCAGCACCCGCCGAGGAAUACGGGGCACCACCAGCACCGCGUACCAUCGAACAGUUUUAGUGAUAAGGCAUGUGUAAAAAUGUGCCAUGCUCUAUGUAAAUAUAAUUUAUAGUGCAAUAUAAAAUAUAAAGUUUUCGGCAUUAACAAAAUCCCAAA